Messenger RNA from Caenorhabditis sp. 36 PRJEB53466, 453 nucleotides. NCBI's taxonomy places the organism in Eukaryota, Metazoa, Nematoda, Chromadorea, Rhabditida, Rhabditidae. The record is from the annotation of a GenBank genome assembly.
AUGAGCCAGCUGUGCGGGUGCCUCGAGGUUAUUCUUGAUUUGACACAAAAGUAAAAGCGAAAGCUUUCUUGAUAUUAAUUAACUGUUGUCAUAUUUCAGAAAAAUGAAAAAAGUUUUUCUUACUGUGAGACCUAUAAUUUCUCCGCAAAUGCAAAUCCGUUCUUGCUGUAUUCAUGAGCAUUCUCAAGCAGAACAGCAGCUCAACAAGUUACUACGAUCCGGAAUCGAAGGCUGCUCACGUGUUGUAGUUCACGACGUGUCAAGUAAUUUAAGUUUUUCUUUCGAGCUUUAUAUAUUUUUUCAGACGGUUGUGGAUCCAUGUACGAGGUGUUUGUCGAAGCAACGAGUUUCAAAGGAUUGUCAAAAGUUGCGCAACACAAAAUGAUUACUUCCUUGUUACGCGAGGAGAUAAAAGACAUGCACGGAUUGACUAUUCGGACAAAGGCUGCCUAA